CUCCUUUCACACCUAUACCUUCUUUUUUUCACCCAUUGUUCAUCAAACAUUAACUACAUCCCUCUUUCAUUCUCAUUCUCAAUCUCUUUCUUAAAUUCAUCAAGUCUUCCUUCCUCAUACGUAUCUUUGUUAAUACAUAUAGCUUGCAAAAUAAUACAGUAUGCCUUCCUUCACUUCAUUGGCUAUCCCUGCGCUCUACCAAACUUCGCGUCAGUUUGCUCCACGCUCGAUGACUGCGCUUCGCCGGGCCCAAUUCUCUGUCAAAACCUCACAGAAACCUGAAGUGGUCACUUUUGAAGAGAUUGAUAGUCUAAUCAAGAAGAAGGAUAAGAAUGUAGUAUUGAUCGAUGUUCGCGACGCGAAUGAAGUCGCUCAGGGUGUUAUUCCUACCUCCCAUCAUGUCCCAUUGGCUAACAUCCAAGAAGCUCUUUCAUUGCCUGACAAAGAGUUUGAGCAUCGAUAUGGAUUUAAAAAGUUUGGCAAGGACGAUGAGGUUAUCUUCUAUUGCAGAUCAGGAAGACGCUCAGGGAUGGCAUUCGACUAUGCAAAGGGACAGGGAUACAAUGGUGUACGCAACUACUCUGGAAGUUGGCUUGAUUAUGAGGCUAAGAGCAAGGGCCAAUAAUACCAAGAAAAAAAAGACAUAUCUCCAUAUGAUUGUGAAAAUCAAAGCCUUGUACUAUAAUAAAACUCAGUAAAUAUUCAAAAACAAGGCGAACGAUAUAGCU
Messenger RNA from Lobosporangium transversale, 728 nucleotides. Its product is annotated as Rhodanese-like domain-containing protein. Lineage: Eukaryota; Fungi; Mortierellomycota; Mortierellomycetes; Mortierellales; Mortierellaceae. The record is from RefSeq and is a predicted model, not a curated record. Bases 161 to 625 code for a protein of 154 amino acids. The transcript is spliced from 3 exons. Gene Ontology annotation, molecular function: thiosulfate-cyanide sulfurtransferase activity. Gene Ontology annotation, cellular component: mitochondrion.